GGUAAUUGUGUCGCAAACAAUCCAUCUUAGCGACGGAGUGGGACUCCCACUUACACCAAACCCACGAAACAACUACGACAUUACCCCUCCCUCCUCUCAACAAGCUUUGCCAGGAGAUGUUUUCAAUGCCAUUACUUAGGCCGGCCUCUCGAAAACAGCUUCUUUGCCAGCUCCGUUCCUUCACCUGCUCUGCUCUGCGCAGCGCUUCUCACGCAGCAUCAUCGUAUUCCUCAACCGUAAGACGCUUAUCGUCCUCCAGACAAAGUGACACAAUGGUCUCCGAUUAUUCCAAGGUUGAGACACCUGCUAGGUGCUAUGUUGACUUUUGUCUCGUUCCUGUUGGCACCGGUCACCCCUCGGUCGCGAAGGAAGUGGCCGAGGUGCAAAAGCUGCUCAAGGCCAGCGGACUCAGCUACACCAUGCACUCGGCCGGGACAACGGUUGAAGGCAGUUGGGACGACGUGAUGAAAGUCAUCGGACAAGCCCACACAGUGGUUCACAAGACGGGCGCCGUGCGAGUGCAGACGUCGAUGCGGGCUGGCACUCGGACCGACAAGGCCCAGACGGCAGAACAGAAGGUGAAGCGCGUCGAGGAGAUUCUGGCCAAGGACGGACAGUGAAUCGGUCGUUGAAUGGAGCGAAGUCACCAAGAGGUUACC
Messenger RNA from Canariomyces notabilis, 659 nucleotides. RefSeq lists its product as uncharacterized. The transcript is spliced from 4 exons. The record is from RefSeq and is a predicted model, not a curated record. The coding region runs from base 273 to 620 and encodes 115 amino acids. Gene Ontology annotation, cellular component: cytosol. NCBI's taxonomy places the organism in Eukaryota, Fungi, Ascomycota, Sordariomycetes, Sordariales, Chaetomiaceae.